Molecule: messenger RNA, 878 nt
Organism: Camponotus floridanus (Florida carpenter ant)
Lineage: Eukaryota; Metazoa; Arthropoda; Insecta; Hymenoptera; Formicidae
Product: U11/U12 small nuclear ribonucleoprotein 25 kDa protein
Exons: 3
Coding region: 165-719 (184 amino acids)
Biological process (GO): mRNA splicing, via spliceosome
Cellular component (GO): U12-type spliceosomal complex
Source: RefSeq, a predicted model, not a curated record
CUCCGGAUCUAUCGAUGAGUUGAUUUGAGCUUGACGAAAGUUAUCCGUAACUGGGACAACUUGGGAUUAAUAAUUGAACAGAAUCAUAAUAAUUUAACGAUUAUAUUAAUAUAAGCACUACUUAUGUUAUGAAUUAAAUAAUUUGCUAUGUAAUCUGGAUCAACAUGCAAAAUAAAAAUAUGAACACUGUCAAAGAUACAAAGCCAGAGCAGGUUGCUCUGACAGAUACCAGGGAAGAAUCAUGUGCUGAGAAAGAAAAAUCUGAAACUGUACGAUUUAGUCAUCAAGAAUUAAUAAAAUUGACUAGAAUGACUAUAGAUAACAUGAUAAAGAAUGAUCCAUUGCUUUCUGGAUUGCCUUCAGAUGUUACGAUAGAGGAAAUUAAAUCACAAAUUGCAGUUGCGCAGGGACAAGCCAUCACUUUGUUCUUAAAUCGCGGAGAACUGCCAAAGCUCGCAGUGGUGGUUCCACCACAUAAUACAACAGUACUUGAUUUGAAAAAGGCCAUAAAACGACAUAUGAAUUUAUCCUUGAAAAGGGAAGAUGUUAAGAAGAAGAUAAGUUGGAAACAUGUUUGGAAGAAGUAUCACCUUUGUUUUGAGGACAUUAGACUUUCUAACGACAAUGAAAAUAUUAAAGCUUAUAACAUCACUAAUAAAGCAGAAUUACAUUUUGUAAAGAGACGCAGAGAAAAGAACAAAGUGCUAAAAAAUCAAUAAUGCUUUUGCAUAAAUUACUAUUUUGUCUAUUGUCAUUAAUGUUUCAUAUUUUUAUUAACACUUCUCUCAAAUAUAUUUAAUUUACAAUGCCAUGGUAUAUAAAUUUCGCAAAUCAAGUUGGGCAAUUCUCCAACAAAAGCAAAUUAGCUUGAAUGCAAG